AUGAAGACCGACAGCAUGCAAUUUAUCACGUUUGAUGACGCAGAUUUUCUGGAUCAAGACGCCACCGCUCUGGAGGAAAAGGUCCAUAUUCGCGUGCAGCAACGGAGUGGCAGAAAAUGCAUCACUUGUAUUUCAGGAUUGGCAGAAAGCUUGGACAUGAAACGCAUUUGCAAGGCUUGGAAGAAGAACUUUAACUGCAACGGAUCCAUUCAAAGAGAUGAGGAUACGGGACAACGAGUUAUUCAACUGAGCGGAGACCAACGCAUUCAAGUCCGGACAUUUUUGGUCGACGAACAGAUAUGUCGCGCCAAGAGCAUUGUGAUGCAUGGAUUCUAG
This is a messenger RNA of Seminavis robusta, 336 nucleotides long. NCBI's taxonomy places the organism in Eukaryota, Bacillariophyta, Bacillariophyceae, Naviculales, Naviculaceae. The record is from the annotation of a GenBank genome assembly.